This is a messenger RNA of Diaporthe citri, 978 nucleotides long. RefSeq lists its product as uncharacterized. NCBI's taxonomy places the organism in Eukaryota, Fungi, Ascomycota, Sordariomycetes, Diaporthales, Diaporthaceae. The coding region runs from base 1 to 978 and encodes 325 amino acids. The transcript is spliced from 2 exons. Gene Ontology annotation, molecular function: protein binding. The record is from RefSeq and is a predicted model, not a curated record.
AUGUCUCCCAAGCGUGAUCAUGAGAUCCCCGACACGAACGCUUCCCGGAAGAAAUUCAAAAAGAGAGGGGAUCUCGGCAUCUACAAUCUCGCAACUCAGUCUGACUGUGCUGUGAUGGUUGGAGAUGAGCGGCUGCUGCUGCACAAAGCCAUGCUGAUCUCCCGAAGUGGCGCCUUCAAAAAGCAACUGACCAAGACUGGGAAGAUGCCGGUGGACCACAGAGGCGGGGUGGUUCUCACCAUAGACUCUCAUGACAUCAAGUCAGUCCGGCUUGUUGCUGAGUUCAUCUACGGCGCAGCGAGUGUCGAGAUUUUGGAAUACCAGUCCAAGGACCAGCCGAUCAUCCAGGAUUGUAUCCUGCUGUACAACCUGGGCCACGAGUUUGACAUCCACGACAUGGUCGUGUACGCAACCAGGCACCUGGGUAUGUACUUGAGCAAGAAGCUCAAGGAUAUCUGCCUUUACCCAGUUCCCAAGGCCAUGCAGGCCAUAGCCCCACGAGCAUUCAUCGAUGAUCUUGAGGCUGGAAUUACCCAAGCCUAUGAGACUGAGCCCAUCGAGGAGGACCCGAACCUCCCUCGACAUAUGCUCAUCGACUUCGUCCUCGCUGGAAGAGAUGUCCUCUUCCGCGAUGCCGACCUGCGCUUCCGCAUCAGUCAAGGCAUGCUGCCCGCCGCCUUCGCGAACGAGGUCUUGCUGGCCCAGUACGGCCCCGGAUACAAGACGCCGUGGAUGAAGAAGCUGAUGGUGAGGCCGGAGAAGCUGAACAAGAAGCCCGAGGAGAUGAAGAAGAAGCGGAGUUGUGCUGGGUGCGGCGAGGGAAUCACCAAGGACGAGACGAUGGUCUUCAAUCCCUGGUCUGGACCAAACCUUUCGCAGAGAUACACCCAGGUCUGCUGCGAGGAGUGUGCCCAGGAGAUGGACAAGGGCAAAGGCAAGGGCGUUUCGUGGGGAGUAUUCGAUGAUGCUCAGGAGUAG